UUUACGUUUUAAUUUAGGAAAUGCUACUAUCUCGUAAGGCGAAUCACAUUGAAUCUGGCAGUAUGAAACGUGCGGUAAUGUUAUAUGUUUAUGUUAAAGAGCUAUUUCCUCUUUUCUGUUUUUAGUGCGACAACCGACAAUGAAGCGUGUUGCACAUUUUUUUUUUUUUUUCGAUAAUUCUACUUUACUCUAGGUUAGGUUAUUUGUCCAUACUCAAUGAUAUUUACAUAUGCGAUGUACCAACGUUGCUCAAAUGCUCACAUAUCUGAGGAAAACAGUGAAGCCAAACGGGCUCUUUUUAAACAAGAGUCAGUCAACUUUGGAUAUGAUGCUUCUUCGUAUGCUAAUUAUUCAUCAUCGUCAUCAUCGUCUACUACAUCCUCUACUAUCACUCAACCUUUGCCUGGACAACCACCUCUGCCUCCUAUGCCUCCGCUGACGCCGUCCAGUGGAGUUCCACCUCCAUCACAUGUAUUUAGACCAGUGCCUUCCCAAAUGACUCCCAUUCAAUGGACACACACACGUACUCCUUGGCAAUGGAUAACACCACAAACAUCUCCUUUGCCAACUCCUUCAACUCCUCCGCAUGAUAUUGCUAGUACAAUUCCCAGAGAGAUUCCACUAAGGGGUAACUAUGUACAUCGCGAAAGGUUCACUCACAAUAGGAACAGUAUGUAUAUUCAGAGAAAUAAUUUUCACCGUAAAAAUAGACGAGUAAUACGGUUUGGACAGCCACAAAGUCAAUUUGAUCAAGCUGUAUAUUUUGGUGCUGCAACUUUGACAGAUAAUCUUGCAGGAUUACAAUGGCAAAGAGAUAUUUAUAAUGCAGCAGCGAGUGAUGAUAUAAGAAACCACAUGACUGUUCCUCUAGCUUCCCAUUCCAUAUCUCCCAUCCCACCAGGAAUCGUGAGCAAUAGGCAUAACGAGGAGACUGAGGAUCAGGAUGUGAAAAUUGAAAAGGUAGUAAAGAAAAGUAAACAAAGGAAGCCAAUGUCUCAAAGUUAUGUAAAUAAACCAUGGAAUAGAGAAGAUGCAGAAAGGGCUUUAAAAAUUGAAAGUGAAUACAAUAUGAAGAAUAAAGUUAAUGCACAGAGCUUAAUAAUUAAAUUUCCUGACACGGAUCUAGAUAAGGAUAUCGUUAGCAAAUUUCAUUCUGAUAUAUUGAAUAUACAUUUUCAAAAUCCAUGUGGGCCGAGAUAUUGUUUCAUUCAGAUGGCAGAAGAUGUAAAUAUUGAUGAGGCUAUAAAAGAAUUGGAGAAAAUUAAAUUCGGUCUUGGAUAUUUGAAAGUCGAGAAAAAGAUGUUAAGAGACGAGGAUAAUCCUGAAGAGAUAGAUCCCUAUACUUUAUUUAUAGGAAACUUGCCUGAAUCUGUUAAAACAAGCGAAAUAAAAAGUAAAUUUCCAAAAGCACAAGAUGAAGAAACACGAAAGAUGAAGAAUAUGCGAAAUAUUUUAAUGAGAUAUAAUAGCGUAGAGGAUGCAAUAUCGGAUUACAAACAAGCAUAUGGUUUAAUGUGGGACAAGAGGAAUAUCAAUGUUAGAUUUAGACGAAAGAGAGGUAAUACUUGUCUUUCUGAAGAACCUAAGUCUGACGUUAAAAAAGUUAAAGAAGAACCAAAUAAUGCUACUCAAUUGGAAAAGGAACGGAACGUGAAUCACAUUGAACUUGAUAUCAAUAUUAAUGAGUUGAAAGAAGAAGAAAGUAACACUGAUGAAACAAAAGUAGAUAGAAGUAAUUGCGCGAACAAAUCAACAAAUAAAAAUAGGGACAGUAUCAAAAACGCAUUGCAAGAUAAUUCCAAUAAAGCACAAAGAAAACCAGCAUUGCACGUUCAAAAAAAUAUAAGCUCUCACUUAUCUGAGUUAUCUAUUCCGUCUGACAUCGACAUGUCUGCUAAGAUGACACUAGAAAAGCAACAACAACUUUGGUCGUUACAGUCCCUUCAAAUACCUUCAGCAUCAGAAGCACCCCCAUCAUGUCCAACCGAGACAGACAUUACCGAGGAAACGACGAUGCUUAUACAAAUCAAAGAGGAACCCGUAGAUUAUGAUGAAAUGGAUAACAUGCAGUCAGACAAUGAUGUUAACGAUGAUUAUGCUGAUGACGAUGAUAAUAAUAUUGAGGAACCGGAUGAUACUGAUGAUGAUGAAGAUAACAAUGUGGAAGACUUUGAAGAUGAAGAUGAAGAUGAAGAUAUCGACGAUGACAGAAAUGUAGCAUUUCAGACUAAAUCUUCAGAAACACAAGAUAACGAAGAACCAUCAGACAUUACAUUCAGUGUGAACUGGUACACAUUAAAUCCGUCGUAUAUAAAUAGAUAUAAAAAUCAGUGGUGUAGUUGAGCCCUGGCGGGACCUGGCGAUGCCAGGGUACUUUCUUUGGAAAGCCAAGCGUGGCAGUGCGACGUCAAGAUUCUUUCUAUAUGUUUAAAACUAAUAUUUAAAACUAAUAUUUUUAGUUUGUAUAUACAUAUAAUAAGGCGAUAAAAGAAGAAAAUGAAGCACUUAAAUAUUUAUUGAAACCUGAAUUUUGACAU
Messenger RNA from Cyphomyrmex costatus, 2537 nucleotides. RefSeq names its product myb-like protein X. Gene Ontology annotation, molecular function: nucleic acid binding. Bases 217 to 2343 code for a protein of 708 amino acids. The transcript is spliced from 6 exons. Lineage: Eukaryota; Metazoa; Arthropoda; Insecta; Hymenoptera; Formicidae. The record is from RefSeq and is a predicted model, not a curated record.